Messenger RNA from Serendipita indica DSM 11827, 138 nucleotides. The record is from the annotation of a GenBank genome assembly. NCBI's taxonomy places the organism in Eukaryota, Fungi, Basidiomycota, Agaricomycetes, Sebacinales, Serendipitaceae.
AUGGCGAAUACUCCCCACGGAGGUGUGCUCAAGGAUCUGGUCCAACGCGAUCUCCCCCUGCGUGCUCAGCUGCUCGAAGAGGCUCAAAAUCUUCCAGAGCUCAUCCUCACAGAGGCAAGCAUCUCUCAAACAUUUUGA